AUGUCAGAUGAAAAUAGAUUAAAGCUACAUCCAGACAAAUGUAAAGAAUUGAGAAUUUCUUUUAGUAAGGACCCAGUUGUUCUAGAUCAAGUCAUACUUAAUGGUAAAGAAGUCGAAAUAGUCGAAAGUGCUAAAUUAUUGGGAGUAACAAUAAGUAACAAUCUAACUUGGCAUGCCCAUAUAAAAGAGGUCGUCAAAAAAGCCAGUAAAAGACUAUAUUAUCUGGUUCAAUUAAAAAGAGCUAGGUUACCAGUUAAAGAUCUUGUGUUAUUCCAUACGUCUUGCGUUAGAUCUGUCAUGGAUUACGCAGUACCAGUCUAUUAUCACUCCCUUCCACAAUACUUAAAGAACGAAUUGUUUCGACUGGAAAAAAGGGCUAUUUCAAUAAUAAAUCCGGGAAUGGACUACUCUGCAACGGGAGAAAUUUUGAACAUCAAACCAAUAGAAGAAUACCACAAUUUCUUAUGCAAAAACUUGUUUGAUAAUGUUGCAAAGGAUCCAAACCACAAACUUUAUGACCUUCUCCCACAGAAACAUAACUGGCACCACGAUCUCAGAAAUGGUCAUGAAUUUGAAAUUUCUCAUUUUAAUACUAAUCGUACUAAAAACUCUUUUAUAUUUGCGAUGGCAUCGAAGAUGUCUUCGUAA
This is a messenger RNA of Paramuricea clavata, 648 nucleotides long. Lineage: Eukaryota; Metazoa; Cnidaria; Anthozoa; Malacalcyonacea; Plexauridae. The record is from the annotation of a GenBank genome assembly.